GUCUUUUGUCAUAGUCAUAGACUUUUAGUUUUACUCAUUAAAAAAGGUUAAGCACUAUUUUGUUUCAUAAUUAGAAUUGCCUCACCCUUCUUAAUCUUAGUCUUAGUUAGAACAGGAUAGAUCAUACAAUCAUACAGUACAGUAUCUGAGUAUAGUAUAUUAGGCUUAGCGGCAUAGUAUAGGCUAUUCAUUCGCAGAUAUUGAUUUCGGUUUCAGUAUAUAGUAUAGUGAGUGGUUAUAAACGUGUUAAAAUGUUAAUGGCUACUGGGUGAUGAUGAUGUAUAAUGAUGAACAAUUAAUUUUAAAAGGCCUAGGCCUAAAUUUGCUAUUUAGGCUAUUUGAAAUAAAUUAGUCACAAAAUAAUCUCUUCCAUGCCAAGACUACAAGGAAAUAGUGAACUACAACCUAAAUAACAAUUAUGAUUAUUUAAAAAUAAUAAUAGUAUUAGUAUUAUAUAUUCAUAUCUAAGAUCAGAUAUUAUGGAUAUCUUGCUUAGUUUAGCCUUAGCCAACUAAAAGAGUUAAUACAUAAAUAUUAAAUAUGAUUAAAUGAUUAUGAAUGACUAAUAAAUAAUAUAGGACCUAUAAUUUAUAAUUAUAAUAGACUUGGACUUCAUAUUAAUAUUAUAAAAUAUUUAAUUUAGUAUUUAUGAGUAGCUAAUAAUAAUAAUAAUUAAUUACUUGUUGUCAUGUUGACUUAAAAUGAUGUCAAAAAGCAGUAACUCUGAUUAAAUUAAGUUGGCCUUAGAGGGCAACAUAAGUUAAGCUUAAUAAUUUAGUGCUACUUUGUAAAGUUUGUUACUACUUAGUAGCAGGGACAUAAUUUGGGUAGGGCAGGGUGGGGAAUUUGAAUUUGCAGGUUUGAUUUAAAUUGCUAUACUGUGGCGCCUCCAGUAAUAAACAACUUAACAAGCCGCCAAGUUUUGGUUUAGCGGCACCCCCCCCCCCUCAAAAAAACCCCUGAAAUGACGCCCCUGCAUAGUAGGGGGGUGAAAACAGAAUAAUUGAGAAUAGCCCUUUUUAUUUAUUGUUAAGUCUUAGAUCUUAAGUAAAGAGUAGCUUUGCUUAAGUCACUUUAAAAAUAGACUUAAAACUUUAUCUAAUGUCUAAGUCGAGGCUACUUUAAUGUCUUUAGUCUUUAACUUAAUUAAUUUAAGUAACACAGUAAUUUGGGCAUGUUCCCUUAGAUUUAAUUGAUACAAUUAUGUUUUGGAAUAGUUUUCUGAAAUUGACAGUGUUACCCAUUUAACAAUGACAUAAUUUCAGUUUGUAGCCUAAAUUUUGCAAUGUGACCAUCCAUAAAUGAUAUCAUUAUGAAUUGACAUAUUUUUUACACCUCCACCCUUAUGUUUAAAAAACUUAUAAAAUUUAGACACCUCAUCAAACGUCAUUACCAUUAUGUGACCCACCUGUCCUAGGGGUGUGUUAUUAUUUAUGUAUGGUCAUAUGCCCAUAGGCUAAUAUUUGUUUUCUUUAACAAAAAAAUAUUUAUAUUUUCCCAGGUCCAGAAACUAUGUAAUGGAAUUAAAAAUAAAGACUGAGGAGUGACUCAGUACCACAGACUCCGAAAACCAUUCAAAAGUAAUUUUCUUUUAAAUGCUUUGAUUUGUAAAGAAUUUUAAACUGCCUACAGUUUACAUACAUGUGUUGAUGGGAUCAAACCAGAACAAUAUCUUUUUUAUAAAUAAAUGAAGUAGUUAGUAACAAUUAAAUAUUUAAUGUAAUAAUAAUUUACAGCAUCCCUAAAUAAAGAUCAAGCUGCAGGAUGCUAGGUAAAACAAAUUUGUUUCCAUAUACCUGGUACACAAAUAUGACCUAUGUCGAAAGGCUUAGCUUACAGCCUAUCAAGGGCAAAAGAAAGAGAAAAAAAAUGUCUCUUUUGGCCAAGAUCAGUUUUCUCCAAAUGUCCUUUUUUUAUUCUUGUGGAGCUAAAUUUAUUUUAAAAUAAUAUUUUUGCACAUUUCUUUAUGUGUCACAGUUGUUAAAUACAAACCCGGACUAUUUUUAAAAAUGUCUAAUCCAAAAAUGAAAAAGCAAGUAAUAAUGAAUAAGAAAUCCAAAUUUUAAAAAACUUUUUCUGUGCAUUGCGUAAUUUUAAACUGCCUCUCUUGUCACAAAUGAUUUAUAAAUGACUAACAGCAGUAAUUUUGUCAUUUCAAUUUUUUGAUAAUUUCAAAUCCCCUAAAAACAUUUCCUUUUCAUGAAAAUAAUAAACUUUUUUAAUGUUAUUUCCAGAUCAUUUUCAAGGCAAUAACUGUAAGAAGAAAAAAGAACUCAACAUCAUCAGUAUCAUGGAGGGUGCAUCAUCCUGGCUCCAACAGUAUUACCAUGCAAUGUCCUGUGGCAUGGAAAGGCUCUUCACAACUGGGGCUCACUCAGACACAACAAUUAUUGUCGGAGAAAAAACCUUUCAAUGUCACAGGGUCAUACUCUGUGCCAUCUCCCCAUAUUUCGACGCCAUGUUUUCAUCUGGCAUGAAAGAAAGUGUGUCAGGCAUCGUGAAAAUAGAAGGGACGGACAGUGUUAUUUUUGAAUCUAUUUUGGAUUACAUUUAUAAAGGCUCUGAUGCUGUUAACGAAGGGAACGCUGAAGCAAUUCUAAAAGCAGCUUGCCUCCUGCAGAUGGAAUGUCUGCAGAAAAGAUGUGAGGAGUUCAUCUGUAAAACCCUAACUAUCAACAACUGUUUUGAGCGGUGGCGUCUGGCAAUAUGGCACUGCAGCCAGCAUUUAAAGCAACAAGCCUGGAGGUUCAUCAUGAGCAACUUUGUUAAAAUCUCUCAGCAAGAAUAUUUCCUGGCUCUUGAAAAAGAUGAACUUAUUUCUAUUGUAAAGGAAGAUGACCUCAACUGCCCUAAUGAAGAAUUUGUCAUCGAGACAGUUCUGAAGUGGGUGCAGCAUGAUCUUGAGGUCAGGGGUCAACUCUUGGGUGAUAUUUUUCCAUACCUGCGGCUUCCAUUGACCAAACCACAGUUUCUCAUUGAUAUAUUGAGAAAAUAUUCUUUUGUUAAGGAACACACAGAAUGUCACAUGUACAUCGAUCAUGCAAAGAACUUCCAGCUGUUACCUGCACAUCGGCAUGACAGCAGCAGUCCAGUGACAUCGUAUCGAACAACAUCCUCCUUUGAAGAUGUGUUGGUUGUCAUCUCUGGUGGGGAAUCUCCACGACCCCCUUACAUCAGGUCAAAGAAUGUCUUGGCAUUUGGCUUCAACAGCCGCAAGUGGUUCCGCCUUGCUCCUCUGCCGUAUGAUCCAGGAAUUGAAUUUGCCACAUGUGUUCAUAACAAUGAUAUAUUUGUGACAGGAGGAGGGUUGUACAAAUCUUGUUUUUUACGGUACCGCUCUAAGAAGGACAAGUGGUCUCAGUGUCGUGCCAAGUUAAAGAACGGUCGUAGGAGACAUGCCAUGGCAGCUUGUGGUAACAAGAUUUAUGUGAUAGGGGGCUACAACAGUGAACUCGAUCAAGGCACAAAGGUGCUGAGCUCCAUAGAGGAGUUUGAGUUGGGCUGCAGUGAGUGGGUGGAGGUGGCCAACCUGGUGGUUCCAGUCAGCUCUAUAUCUGCCACGGCAACCAAGGACAAGGUGCUAGUCUUUGGUGGAGAAACCAAUGACCGCACUGACACAGCAUCCAUCCAGUGUUUCGACACACAGACUCACACAACAAGCAUCAUCGCACAGCUUCCUUUAGCCUGUAAGCUCACCAGGGCUACGGUCUGCAACAAUUGUAGCUAUAUCAUUCUUUACAAUGGCAAGAUUGUCCAGUUUGAUCAUCGCACUGACAGUGUCAAGGUCAUGGGACAUAUACAAAACUUUGAUUGUGUUCACUAUGGACUUGUACAUCGGAGGGGCUGUUUGCUGUUGCUGGGUGGUCAGAGGAUCAUUCCAGGACCCAACCCUGUAAGGGCCUUAGUGGAUACAAUGCUGCUUUACGAUGUAAGAAAUCAGAGGGUAAUCAUGCUGAAUGAUCGGAUUCCAACCCCAAGACUGGUCGACAGCUGUGCCAAGAUAACGAUAGAAAAGAAGUUUUUGGUAACUGAGUUCACAGAUUCAUCCCAGGCAUAACUUUCAAGUAAAGGGCUUUUGUUGUUUUUCUUAACCAUGAUACUAUAUGUUGGAGAGAUUUUUUUGUUGUUGGUGUAUUGCAUCCUUAGAAAACUAUUUGCCCAGGGAAUAAUAUUUUAUAAGAUAGGGUCUUGUUUCUUGAAAUUCAAACAAGACUGUUCUGAACUCUUGAUUUGCAAAAAAUUGGCAGAAGAUCAAACAUCUUUGACAUGUAUUUAUUCAUUGUGUCAAAGAAUUAACUGGCGAGGCGUAGAAGUAUAUCUACUAACAAAUAAAAACAGGAUAAUUUCUUGAGAUUUACCAUUUCAAGGGUGUUACAUUAUUUUGGGCUUAUGCAAACCAACGAUUCAUAGUUUAGUUAAAUGGUACUGAACUGUUAUCCUUAUUAAAAAAAACAUCAUUUCAUAGGUAUAGUUCACCACAGAUUCAAUAGAAAACUAUAUUUUGUAUACCGGUAAUUGUAAAUAAUAUGCAUGCAUAGUUAAACUAUAAGCUUUAAUAUGUAUAUAAAGUUAAAUUAACAACUUUAACAAAUAAUUAAUAUUUAAAUUUAAAUCCUCUAAUUUUUAAAAAAUACUUCAAAUUAAUUUAAAUGAUCUAAAACUUGUUAGUGCGCGCCUUAGUUUUGUAGUGCGAUAGGUGCUUGUUACUAAAUGCUACUGCAACAACAUGCUCUAGUUUUGUUGUGUGAUAGGAGCUUGAUGCCUUAAUCAAUCAAUUAUUACACUAGAUCUUUUUGCAGGUGUUACAUUUCCAGACUCAUGAUUGUCCUAACACAUUUAUGCUGUAUAACAAUCUGCCUGUAACCUAGAAAUCUAAUUCUAACAUUAUGCUAACGUGAUGAUUUUAUUGGUCAGUCUAGGCAGUUUUUACUUAAUUAAACUGGCUCCACAUGACUGUGUUAAUCACUGAAGAACACCGAAUUUGGUCACAUAAAAUGUGAUACAAAAUAAAAUAUGAUGUGCUUUCUAUCACUAUCUUAUUAAAAUAACAAAGCAGGCCUGCACAACAUACUGCCCCGCAAAGUAAUGAAAUAUUCUUUAUCCUUAUUAUUUUCUUAAUAGCUUUUCCCCCUGUACUAUUUUCUUUUGGCCCGCACAAGCCCUGUCCUAUUUUUUUUUGGGCCCCCAUUUUUUCAUAAAGUAUUACUGCCCAACCUACAUUUUGAGUUGUGCAGGCCUGGUUAAAGGUAUUGUAGAUUUUAAAUGCAUUUCAAGAUUAACCUGAGCUAGUAGUUUAAAGAUUUUUUUUUUCUAUUUCAUUAAUGUGAGUUAUCUGCUUAUAAAUACUUUUGUAGCAUUAUUAUCCUUUUUAACUGGACAUUUUCAUUUGAUAUGAAAAUGCAUGAAGAUUCCUCUAAUCAAGGAUCUCAAACAAAACACAGAAGACCAUAACUACUUGACCUACUCAAUAAUAGGAAAGGGGUUUCGCUUGGCCUAGCAUGCCAGAAGCAUUUUAGUGUUUUUAAAAAAAAAGAUAUGCAACUUGUAAAAUUUACAAAAAAAUUAAUUUUAAAAUCGUUAAUAUAAUUUGACUUGUCUUCUUAUGUUUCAAAUUUAAAAAAAAACAAAAGUUUUUGCACAAUUUGGGUCUCAUUUUUCUGCUUAACUGGCAAUAUUUUUUAACAUUAAUUCCUUAAUGGCUUAAUAGGAGAUUUUCUGUACUUGAAUUUAGUCCCAAAGUACUCUUAUUUCCAAGACUGUGCCCCUGAUUAUUUAUUCCACCCUCUUGUUUGAGAUUCAAUGUCCAUUUUUCAUGUUUAAGAUACAAUGUCAAUUGAACUCCAUGCUUGAGAUUCACUAAAGACUGAAUAAUGUUAAUCCAUGAGUAUCUGGUAUCAUUGCUUCCAUUAUAGUGUAAGAAGAUGUGUCUGUAUUGUUAUUGUUUACAUGUCAUUUAAUAGAGCUCACCAGCGUGCACAAACAAUCACAGAAAAAUAAUAACAAAAUGUACAUAAACCAAAUGUUGUUGAGCUGUUCCACAUUAUUGUAUUAUUAUUGGUAGAUGUUUAUCCUUACAUGGAAAAGACUGAGUGAAUCUGUGCAUUGUAAAAUAUUUUUGUGAUACUUUGCACAUUGUAGUUAUUGAACCUGUGCACAUAAUUUAGAGCAGGGUUUCCCAAUCUGUGUUGUUUGCACCCCCCAGGUGUGCUAUAUUGCAAUUUAGGGGGUGCGAGGAAAAUGGAUUUUUAAACAGAAUAGAAUUGACUUUUGAGUUAUGAUAUGAAUUUGUAUAUAUUUUGAAAUUUCUUCAUUACUUUUGAAAUAGCUCACCGGUUUAUUUCUUAAGUUCUACAAUUCUAUUUUAUGUCCCUAUAAAAAUUAUAAGCAUAUUUUCCUUUCCAAUUUUGAAAUGCAUUUUAACUCUUGCAGACGUGGUCAAACAAUUCGUAGAGAGUGCAUGACCAUAGAAUAGGUUGGGAAACCCUGAUUAAGAGGCUGUUCUAAUUUUCCAUGACUGGCCCAUUUGCCUGCAGGAAACAAAGAAAAAAAUGAAUACAGUUAACAAUAGGAGACCGGAGCCAUGACUUCAUUUCUUAAAUUGAAUUUUGACUGCCAUAAUUUGAACAUGUUUUUUAAAUGAUACUUAUUUAAAUUGUACUGCCGCAAUUAUGCAGUUAAUUAAUACAUAUAGUUCGUGUUCAGUGUGUUAUCAAAGCAUUAACAAAACUAAAUGUACUGUGAUAGGAGCUUAAUUAUAACAGAAUCUAUUUAUUCUGUUUAAUUGAUACUAAUAUUUAAUUGCCACAUUGCUUGAUAGAACUCUAUUUUUAUAAAUUGUAGACUUUGUUAUUAGUUCCUUUUUUUUUUUUAGCUUUUUCUCCUCAGCAAGUGUAGGCAGUUAAAGAGCCAAUGCAAUAUU
Molecule: messenger RNA, 6919 nt
Organism: Lymnaea stagnalis (great pond snail)
Lineage: Eukaryota; Metazoa; Mollusca; Gastropoda; Lymnaeidae
Source: the annotation of a GenBank genome assembly